Messenger RNA from Myxocyprinus asiaticus (Chinese sucker), 2908 nucleotides. RefSeq names its product cysteine-serine-rich nuclear protein 1a (gene csrnp1a). The record is from RefSeq and is a predicted model, not a curated record. Gene Ontology annotation, cellular component: nucleus. The transcript is spliced from 6 exons. Gene Ontology annotation, biological process: regulation of transcription by RNA polymerase II. Gene Ontology annotation, molecular function: sequence-specific DNA binding; DNA-binding transcription factor activity, RNA polymerase II-specific. NCBI's taxonomy places the organism in Eukaryota, Metazoa, Chordata, Actinopteri, Cypriniformes, Catostomidae. Bases 286 to 1938 code for a protein of 550 amino acids.
ACACACCUCAACAACAGCUGAUCGCAAAGAUAGCGUUAUGUGAAUCGGAGGACGUUGGUUCUAUCUUGAUGACUUUUAAGAGUCGUAUUCUCUUCCACUCAUGAUACACGGAAACACGAUUACUGGCUGUCUGCUCCCUGCUCUCACAGUACACAAACCCCAACUCCUCCUCCUCCUGCCUACAUGUAGGGAACACAUGUGCAGUUGCAUAGUUGGAGUCUGGCCAGGUGUCACUGACAGUCCAUGUUGUGAUCAAGUCUACUUGGGUUUCAGAGGAAAAUCACCAUGGCCACAAUGCAAUGUGGGGGUUUAAAGAGAAAAUAUCGGUUCUCAGACGAGGAUGCCAUUUACUCUUCCUCCUCCCCUUCAUCACACUCUGAGUGGGACUCUGAAGAAGACAGUGCCCAAAGUGAUACCGUGGACUUUGGCCCCAUUGGUCCUUUCCCUUCCAGCCUUCACAUGCCAAUUUCAUCCAUCCUGAAGAAGACGAAAUAUACUCAGUCUAAAGGCAGUGUUCACUUUGGCCUGGUUACAGUGUUCUUCUUCCAGCGGUGUCAAGGCUGCAGCAGUGUGCCCAGUCAUGGUGGCUGCACACUGAGCAUGGUUAAACGGCAUGCUGCCUGUCAGCAGUUCACCCUGAGAGAGCAUGCGGAGGAGCAGCAGCGCUUGCAAUUGAAGAGACUCCGUGAGCGACACCAAGAGGACAGGCUGGAGGCCUUGAGACAGAGGUUGAUCAGCAGUGGCACUCUCACAAUGGCAGAAGCAGCCAGCUUGACAUUGAAAGAUGUCCCAGAUGAGGAUGAUGACCUCAGCAAUGCCAAGCUGAAGGAUGGGGGAUUCCUCCGUCCCUACUCAUCCAAACGGAGACGUGCAUUGCUGAAAGCUGCGGGUGUGGGGAGAAUCGACCGAGAGGAGAAGAGGCAGCUGCAGGAGCUACGACGGUGGCGGGAAGACUGUGGCUGCCACUGCCAGGGCUUCUGUUAUCCAGAGAGUUGUGCCUGCAGUCAGGCAGGCAUCAAGUGCCAGAUGGAUCGCACCAAUUUUCCCUGUGGAUGUUCAAAGGAAGGCUGUGGGAACCCAGCGGGCCGCAUUGAGUUCAACUCCAGUCGUGUACAGAGCCACUAUAUACACACGCACAUGAAGUUAGAGCUGGAAAAGAGGCUGCUGGAUGAGGAGUUUGACCAAAAGCAGCUAAUUACCUCUGAGCAGCAAUCUGCAGAGGAGAAUAGAGCUAUUACAUUUACUAUAGAAAAUGACACCUCCCCAUUCCCUUUUCUGCCGCCCAGUCCAGCCUUUCAACUGAGUUUGGAUCUCUGUAGGGAGGCAGAAAACAGCUCUAGCAGUGACAUGACUGACACCUCUUGCUCCUCAACUCUGAGUCUGGACUCUGAGAUGGAUGGAAGCCCUCCAUCAGUGCGACCCACACUAGAUGUGGACGACAGAGGGCUGGCUCACAUUCUCAGCUUUUCAGACUCUGAUGGGGACGAAUGCCCAUACAUCAAACAGUAUAAUCGCACCAAUAUGCAACAGUCAUUUAGCAAGGAUCUAUCCACAGAACCUGCUGGCUGCGUAUUGGGCCUAUCCACAAAGGAUAAUACACAGUCUGAAAGCAACCCCAGUACAUCUCAAUUGAAAUAUCUGGAUGAAAAUGCUAAUCAGGCCACACUGGAGUUUGUAAAUGACUCCUUUGAUAUCCCCAAUACACCUUCUCCAUCCACUGAUAAUACAGCAGACUGUUACAUAGACCUUAGUCUGUCCUCAGACUCUGACCUGGUCUUCUUUGACAGUUUCCAUGAGUACAGUCCAAGUUACAACCAUUUUAAAGUGUACAGUCAUAUGGACUACAUGUCACACAUUCAGUUUCCCAGCUGUCCCAGCCCUGCCCAAACAGAGGACUCUAGUGUUGGUCUUCUGGAAUCUCUAAUAGGUAUUUCUUAGUUUGUAUCAGAGCAGAUCAGUAUUUGUACUGAUGUUUUAAAUGAGCCUUGUUUAUUUGGAAUUUAUACAGUAUGAAAUUUUCUUUGAGAAAUAAUGUAAAUAGUUUCUGAAUUUAAGGAUAUUCCUUAAAAAUAUAUUUUGGAUAUUAAUAUAGACUGUAACAAUUAUUGGUCACAGUGUAAAUACAGUUCAAAACCACUCAUUGAAAAUUAUUGUGAAGUCGUAUGCCAAUUUCAAGUGCACACUUUGUUGCUAAAACUCACGGAGAGUUUGUGAUUUCAGGUCCAAUUUUAUAUUUAUAAUUUAUAAGCUAAAGGUGUUCAGGUACUGGAAUCUUGUCCCUCUUUUUUCAGAAAACUACACUGUCUUCUUCAUUACAUUAUUAGGCCAUAAUUCUGAUUUAAAAUGAAAUUUGACCUUUUUAUAAGGUUACAUGUAAGUAAAUAUUCAUAUUUAAGUGUUAAAUGUGUUUUGCUUCAAAUGAUCAUGCAAAUCAAAGUUUUGUUUUUGUGUAGCAUGUUAAAUGUAUUUGCUAAGAAGCAUAAUGGCUCUGCCAUAGUGUUUCUUUUUUCAUUUAAAAGAAUUAUAUGUAUGUAUGUAUGUGUGUGUGUGUGUGUGUGUGUGUGUGUAUAUAUAUAUAUAUAUAUAUAUAUAUAUAUAUAUAUAUAUAUAUAUAUAUAUAUAUAUAUAUAUAUAAAAAUCCAGGCUACAUUUGCUUUGAGAAUAUUUCACUCUGUCAGUGGUAGGCCACUCUAUAUUUAUGUUUUUGGACUUUUAUAAUGUGUACAAUUAGUUUUUUCUUUGUUGAAUAACUUCAAUAAAUUUUAUUUCACAAAACUAAUGAGAAAUACUUAUUUGAAGAAGAAGAAGAAGAAAAAAAGAUUCUGGAAGAGCUAUUGUAAUUCAAAGAAUACACAGCAAAAUCUUGAAAAUGGAUAAUAAAAUCUUGUGGAGGAUAAAAUCUAUUUUA